AAAGUCGGAAACAGGUCUUCUCCACGCUAAUCGUUGGAAGAUUUUCCUCAAGAGUCGAGUGAUUCCCGAUCUUUCUUGAUUUUGCAUAAGCCUUCAAAUUUCCUGCAACGAAUCCGUCAAUUUUCUUCCGUUAUUCUUGUUUUGAUUUCAGCUUAAAACUCUGUGGAUUUGAACAUCUUUGUUUUCUGGGAUUUACCUUUGGUGUUUCGAGUAAUUUCAGCAUUUAUAUGGAGAAAAAGGGAAGAGGAAAUGGGGUUGUGGACACUGCUAGAGGGCUGCCUGCUUCUUGCAAAUUCACUGGCCAUACUGAAUGAAGACCGGUUCCUUGCUCCCAGAGGAUGGAGCUUCCAAGAGUUUUCUGGAGUUAAAAGAAACUCGUUCAAGGGGCAGAUUCUUGGUCUCAUAUAUGCAACCCAGUACUUAAGAGUUCCUCUUAUACUUCUCAAUUUGCUCUGCAUUGUUGUGAAACUGGUAUCUGGAUGAUGUUGCUUUGGUAACUCUUGCUUAAAGGGCUCAUUCUUAGUAAGUAGGUUGUGUUUCAAACAUUUAUGUGCAUUAAGCUAAUUUCAACGUACAAGGUCUUCUGUGGGGUCCUAGAUAUUUGAUUGAUGCGACAGACAUCAAUGGAGGAAUUGGGAUCCAUGUUUGAUGAGUUUUAGUUGUGUAACUUUAUCUUUCUCCUGGGUUGUUCAGGACAUUCUUGCUACAAGUCUCAAAAGCUUAUAAGUUCAUAUUAUCAUUGUCUUGCUCAUGCGUCA
Molecule: messenger RNA, 758 nt
Organism: Sesamum indicum (sesame)
Lineage: Eukaryota; Viridiplantae; Streptophyta; Magnoliopsida; Lamiales; Pedaliaceae
Biological process (GO): endoplasmic reticulum to Golgi vesicle-mediated transport
Cellular component (GO): COPII-coated ER to Golgi transport vesicle; Golgi membrane; endoplasmic reticulum membrane
Source: RefSeq, a predicted model, not a curated record